UAACAUGAUUUUGAAAUGAUUUUUUUUAUUCGUUUAAAUGAGUUACGUUUAUUCGAAGUGUGCAGGAAAAAAUGAAGGGUUCGGAGUUUUUAUCGGCGUUGGUGAAGUCGUUGGCGCGUGACGUGGAUGAGCGGAGAGAGGCGGUGGGGCUUUUGUUGAAUCUUUGUAGUGAUUUUGAAGUUCGGAGACGAAUCGGGAGAAUAAGAGGGUGUAUUGUGAUGUUGGUUUCAAUUUCAAAUAAUGGAAGCGACGAUAAUAAUCGAGAAGACGACGAUGAAGCUUCGUGUAAUGCAAGAAUGCUGUUGAGUUAUAUGUCGGGCAAUACUCAGCAUGCUCUUCACAUGGCUGAAGCUGGUUAUUUCAAGCCCAUGAUCAAAUACCUAAUCGAAGGUUCGGAAAUGAGUAAGGUUAUAAUGGCAACUGCAAUAUCAAGAUUGGAGCUCACCGACCAAAACAAGGCUUCGCUCGGAAAAGAGGGGGCGAUCGCCCCCCUAAUCGAAAUGUUCAAAACGGGCAAUCUCGAGGCGAAAUUAUCUUCCCUAAACGCCCUCGAGAGCUUAUCGAACUCAGAAAAGAACAUCCAACGCUUGAUCCACUCGGGUAUUGUCGUAGCCCUAAUGCAGCUCCUAUUCUCGGUGACAUCAGUUCUAAUGACACUUAGAGAGCCCGCUUCAGCUAUUCUCGCAAAGGUGGCGAAAUCCGAGGGCAUUUUGGUCAAACACGAAGUCGUCCAACAGAUGCUCUCCCUACUAAACCUAUCGAGCCCCGUUAUUCAAAACCAUCUCUUGGAAGCACUAAACAACAUUGUCUCUCACUCUAGUGCUUCGAAAAUUAGGAAGAAAAUGAAGGAAAACGGAGCGAUCCAACUCGUCGUACCGUUUUUUAACGAAAAAGAUGCAAGAAUUAGGACAGGUGCACUUAGAUUGGUUCACAUGUUGUCUGAAGAUAUACAAGGAGAGCUCAUAGAAGAGCUCGAUUACUCGCAAAUUCGUGUUAUUGCAAACAUCGUAGUGUCAUCAUCGGACUGCGAAAGGGCUGCAGCCCUCGGAAUAUUGUCCAAUUUGCCCCUAAGUGACAGAAAAACUACCGAAAUACUCAAGAACGAAAACUUGCUUCCGUUAGUGGUUUCUAUAAUGAGUUCUUUAACCCCACAAAACUCGACACCUAAAUUAGUCGAGAGCAUUUCCGGUGUUUUACUCCGUUUCACCGUUUCAACCGACAAACGGUUGCAGCGUUAUUCGGCCGAAAACGGGGUUAUUCCGAUCCUCAUAAAGAUGCUCUCGACUGGUUCGGAAGCUUCUAGAAGCAAAGCUGCAUUGAGUUUAGCACAACUAUCGCAGAAUACGCUGCAUUUGAGCAAGUCCCGGAAAUUGAAGUGGUUCUGUGGGGCCCCUUCGGUGGACUCCUUUUGCGAAGUGCACGACGGUUAUUGCUCUGCGAAGAGUACUUUUUGCUUGGUGAAAAGUGGAGCCGUUACGCCAUUGGUAGAAAUUCUUGAAGGCGAGGAGAGAGGUGCCGACGAGGCGGUUUUGAGUUGCCUUUCGACACUAUUGCAAGACGAGAUAUGGGAGAGCGGGUCGAACUAUCUUGCGAAAAAAUCGAGCGUGUGUUCGGUUAUUAGGGUUCUUGAAUCGGGGAGUUUUAAGGCGAAAGAGAAGUGUAUAUGGAUUUUGGAGAGGGUGUUUAGAGUUGAGGCUCUUAGAGAAGAGUAUGGUGAAUCUGCACAAAUGGUGCUUAUUGAUAUUGCACAGAAUGGUGAUCCUUUGUUGGCUUCUGGUGUGGCUAAGUUGUUAGCACAACUUGAUCUUUUGCAAUAUCAGUCUACUUAUUUUUGAAUACUUUUCUAAAUUCAAAGAAAUUAUUUUUCUUU
This is a messenger RNA of Erythranthe guttata (spotted monkey flower), 1870 nucleotides long. NCBI's taxonomy places the organism in Eukaryota, Viridiplantae, Streptophyta, Magnoliopsida, Lamiales, Phrymaceae. The record is from RefSeq and is a predicted model, not a curated record.